ACCCUCUUACAUGAGGUUUAGAAGAACUUAGUAAUGAAACAAUACUGACAAAGCACACAAAAAUAUGCCACCGAGUUGUAUUCACGGCUUCUGUUUAUUCUGUGCCCCAUUGCUAUAACCGCCACAGGGAAACAGGUUUGUGAGGAGAAGGCAUGAAUGUCACGGCCAUUGAAAAUUUUUUCUGUGUGAUAUAUAAUAUUUCCUUCAUGAACUGCACUUGGCAUGUGGACAGGAACGCUUCAGGAGAUACCCAGUAUUUCUUGUACUGGAAGACCUCAAGGAAAGAAGAUUUCCUCAGCUGCCAGAAUUACAUCAAAGAUAAUUGUGGAAGGCACACAGGAUGUAGAUUCCAAAAUGUGACGAUAGAAGGCAGUAGCAAAGCUUAUUUCCUGGUGAAUGAGUCUAGAAACGGACAAAAUAUUUUGCCCUACAGAAAGACAAUUUAUCUGUACGAAAUUGAGAAGCUCACCCCUCCAUUAAAUGUCACUGUGAACUGUACAGGAGUUUCUCACAGUUGUGAAAUUCAGUGGCAACCACCUCGUACAAGUCGUGUGCACAUAGGUGACACUUGUUUCAAAUAUGAAAUUGUCAUAGAAAAGAAGGCAGAUCCUGAGGAAGGAAUCAAAACCACAUCUAAAAUGGAAAGGAACAUCACAGGAAAUUCCUAUAUAUUUGACAGCUUCAGUGCAAAAAAAAGGUACAGCGUCAAACUCAGAGCUACUAACAAUCACUGUUCAGUGAGCGAAAACUGGGGGGAGUGGAGUACACCCGUAGAGUUUGGAAGAGAACAACUUACAUCUAUUUCAUCAUAUACAUUACUUCUGAUAUCAGUGGUAGCAGCAAGUCUUGUACUUUUCCUCUGCAUUGUAACCAUUUAUUUGAAAACAGUACCUGCUACUGUACUACAACCAAAAGACCUAUUCCAUGAUAUCUCUCCAGUGAAUUUCCAGACCGAGAAUCAAUUAAUAAAGCAUGAAACUGAAGAAAUAAUAACAAUUAUUGAAGAAGCGGCAUAAUGGCAUGCAAGAGAAGAGUUUUCUUUUAUCAUGCAAAUUAUUAUAUAUCUUGUUGGCAGUAACUUACAGGUUUUUCAUAUCCUCCCUCUUGUAAGCAGCAUUGCCUGAGCAGACAAGUCUUCUGUAGCUUGUUGUUAAAAAAUUUUGUAUUAUUUGCUUGCAAAUAAUAAAUAUUUUCUAUAAA
Messenger RNA from Numida meleagris (helmeted guineafowl), 1200 nucleotides. Its product is annotated as granulocyte-macrophage colony-stimulating factor receptor subunit alpha-like. The coding region runs from base 153 to 1016 and encodes 287 amino acids. Lineage: Eukaryota; Metazoa; Chordata; Aves; Galliformes; Numididae. The record is from RefSeq and is a predicted model, not a curated record. Gene Ontology annotation, molecular function: protein binding; cytokine receptor activity. The transcript has 9 exons. Gene Ontology annotation, cellular component: external side of plasma membrane. Gene Ontology annotation, biological process: cytokine-mediated signaling pathway; immunoglobulin mediated immune response.